CAGCAUGCCAAUUUCGGCAAUUCAAAAAACCCCAAUAUGGUAGUAGCAGUUACUAAAUUCACGACUAAAAAUGUUCAAAAUUCACACAAUAGCCCUCUACUGCCAUGAGAAAGUGUCAGGAAUUCCUUGCAGAUUAUCAACGAGGAGAACUCAGAUGGAGAGACUCCGAGGGUUCAUCCAAAAAGUCGAGCUACUCAAAAUGUUGCGAAGUAUCUUCCAAAAAUAGACCCUGAGGAAUUCAUUCAACUUGAGACUAUCAAUUCACCAAAGGUGAGGCAGAAGGAGUCGGAAACUAGCAUCAUGAGUUUUGCUGAAGGGAAAUAGCAAAACUUUUACUGAUAAAGCUUCAGAUGCUAGAUUGGUCAAGAAACUUGACUAUUUUUACUCACCAUAUCUGAAAGAGAACAAGACAAACCCGGAUUCCAGUCCCAAUAAAAAGGGAAAAUUUCGUAGAAUGAAUGUGAAACUCAGAAAACUUAAUUUCAGCAGUAAAAGGAUCGAAAGCAUGAAGAUAAAGCCUUCGUCGAAUAAUUUUGCUAACUUGACCAUUGACUCCAGGAUCCAGAACUAUAAGCCUGUGUUAGGAUCGACUGAUAUAAAAGUAGAGAGAUUCGAUCAGACAAUGGAGAGUAUAUGGUCUCCUCCUACAAAAACUUUAUCGGGACUAGGCCCGAAGAAGACUUACUUACUCCCUACUUCUUCGAAGAAUCUUAUGAUAGAGAAAGAUUCGGACAAAAGCAUUGAAGAAGGUUUUAAGGACCAAAGCGAAUCAGACUUCUUCCAGAUGGAACAGACUGUCCGCAAUGAUGUAUUAAAGCAGUCUAGUGCGAGCUCGCAUCUCUCCUCAAUAUCCUCCUGUUCAUACACUUCUUCAAAGAUUUCCCAACAUUUUGAGUUCAAGAUUAGUGUAAAAGGGAGUGACAGGGAUGGCCUUAGAAAGAAUAGUGGAGAUGCUCAAGACUCUCUGGACAAAAGCCCUGACCUAGAUCAACAUCCAAAGAGACUGAAGCGGAGCUCAACUCUGAAAGUUAAGAAAACCGCUUUAGCUACUUUUAACAGAAAGAAAACUAUUGCUUUCAAGAGUAGUUUCCUUUCUAAUAAAACUAAUGUAGGUUUGAGUAGACUAAAGGCUAGUUCGAAAACAUCAUCAGCAAUUGCGAAUCAAAAGAAUUCCGUUAAGGAGGAGGACUCUGAGAGAAAGUCAUGGUAUCAGAAAUAACUAUCUCAAAAGACAAAGUACACUUCUUAACCAAAAUUUUAAGUCCAACUUGUUGGCUCCAUCAAUGAACUCUCCUAAUGUGACUCCUGAUAGAAAAGAUGAUCCUGUAACUUUCAAACCUCGAGUGUCUAUCUCUGGUCUCAGGAAUGAUCUAGAUAAAGGGGAGUCUAGGAUGAAGUCACUCAUUCUCUUUAGUAGGACAUUAAACAAGGAGAAUGACCAUCAAAAUAACUUGGACAACAAGUCAAACGGGAAAUAUAAUGCCCUCAAAGAGAUAAAACACCAGCUUGAAGAAGAGCUUCAGGAUACUGAAGAAGAUGAUGAAAAAGAAGAGAAAGAUUCUAAGAUUACAGAUAAAGUUUCAAGAAAAGUCUCUUCAUUUAGGAAGGAUCCUCGCUCUAUUCCUCUUAGUAGUACCAAAAUCUUGGAAACUGAUUCAAGGUCUUCUUCAUGUUCUUCUAAACAAAAAUCAAAGGAAAACUUCCAGCUUACGAACAAGACUUUGACUAUUUCUAAAUAAGCCAAAUCCCGUGAAGACUAACCUAAGGAUGUUGAGCUUGAUUAAGAAGAGACGCAGAAAGUUGAACUCGAUGUCUCCAUUGAAAAUCAUCCCAAAGCCUUGCUUUCCAACCCCGAUUGCUACACUUGAUCAAGCACGUGAAAAGGGUAGUGGCAAGGUAUGUGACCUUGCCAGUAUCUUUCCUGCCGCAAGGAAUAUGAAAAGACUGUUCUCCCCACAACCUAGGGAGAGGAAGACCUCUCCCAAGAGGAAAAUCAAACUACUGAGAGAAAAUAAAAGUCCUUCUUUGAAACAUGCAAAAAUUCGGCCUAAAAGGCUCCAUAGCAACUUUGUGUCAUACAAGAAGAAGCUGAGACCCACCAAGCAAAAUAUGACUAGAAAUAUAAGGUUUCUUAGUCCAGAACCAUACACCUCUCCAAUAAGUCCCAAACUAAAAACAAUCUUGAUUCAAAAGAAGCGUGUGAGUCCACAAAAGUUGUUCAAGAGGAACCAGAAUUUGGACAUGUUUGUUCCUAAUUCCAGACUGUAUGUACUAAAUCCCUCAAAGACACUGGCAUAGUUUGAAAUCUGAACUUGCCGCCAAGCUACCACGAGUAAAUUUUCAUUAUUU
This is a messenger RNA of Moneuplotes crassus, 2349 nucleotides long. The record is from the annotation of a GenBank genome assembly. NCBI's taxonomy places the organism in Eukaryota, Ciliophora, Spirotrichea, Euplotida, Euplotidae.